UGGCAGCAUUGGCGCGGCAACUUCCGGCAGUGGUACGACGAGUGAUACGUCGCGGGGUAGGAUCGCGUGUUCGCACCGUUGGGUCAGAAUGUCGAUCCCCUUCAGCGGCACUCGCACGCGUUCCGGCGGCUUGAUCAGUGCCAUCGUGAAGCAGCUGAAAAGAGUUAGCUUAAAGCCAGUCAAAAGGAUCGAUGUGCGGCUCGACCCGUUCCAUGAGAAUGUCAAGUCUACGAGAGAUUUCCUAUUUUACAUUAGCGCCCCGAAAAUCGGCGCGACAAAUCCGUACUGUUCACUGAAAACGGACAUAGUGUGCGAUCGUUCGGAUCCGAGUAUCACGUUCAGUCUUCAGUCAGGCGAAAAAGUGGUAUUUAAAACGCCUCUUUUGACGUGUCUGAAUAUUUUGGAGCUUUACAACAAGCACAUCUCCUCUUUAGUACCGCCCGAUCCGGCCGAGCUCGAAGCUAAAGAGGAAAAGAAGAAAAAGCGAAGGAAAAAGAUUAAGAUAAAAGAAGGAAGCAAACGUAGAGGAGUGUUUUUAUAAGCUCAUUGGCGACCUGUCGAAUUAUUUGUGACUGGUAAUAAAUCGAUUGUCAAAAGAGAUACUUCUAAAUUAUACCUUAAGUUAGAUCGCUGGUAUCACUGAGAUAUCUUUCGCAAAAAUACAGUAGCUUAGAUGAUCAUAGUCGCACCAUUUCGGAAAAAUUGUUGUAAUCGUCGAUCAAUAUAUUUUACUCCAAUUACUC
This is a messenger RNA of Dinoponera quadriceps, 743 nucleotides long. It is a transcript of the gene mRpL53, whose product is annotated as 39S ribosomal protein L53, mitochondrial. The transcript is spliced from 3 exons. NCBI's taxonomy places the organism in Eukaryota, Metazoa, Arthropoda, Insecta, Hymenoptera, Formicidae. Bases 89 to 541 code for a protein of 150 amino acids. The record is from RefSeq and is a predicted model, not a curated record. Gene Ontology annotation, cellular component: mitochondrial large ribosomal subunit.